Adineta steineri is the source of this 1291-nucleotide messenger RNA. The record is from the annotation of a GenBank genome assembly. Lineage: Eukaryota; Metazoa; Rotifera; Eurotatoria; Adinetida; Adinetidae.
AUGAAAGGUUUGACAUCAUCUGCUAAACAGAUGGCUGAUUCAUGUACAUCAGCAUACAAUCGAUCUUCUUCUAUAGGAACGAAUGAUUCAUAUUGUCCAGCAUAUUUUGAUCGUAUUGCUUGUUGGCCACCAACAGAACCAGGUGUUCUUCGAAAUAUAUCUUGUCCGAGUAAUGUUUUCCCAAAUGCUAGUCCAGAUGCUUAUGCUACACGAUUAUGUACAAAUGAAUCACGAUGGCAAGACAAAGGUCAUUAUAGUUUAUGUAUGGGAUGUUCACCUUCGGAAUUAUCCAAUUCAAGUACAACAGGUCCUUUUUCAUUACCUCCAGCAUAUGUUGUUAUUCGACGAUAUUUUGUUGUUUGUGCAAAUGGUCUUUCAAUUGUUUUACUUGCAUGUGGUAUUUUAAUUCUACUUGGCAAUAGUCGUCUUCGACGAUGUUCUCGAAAUAUUCUUCAUGUUAAUAUAUUUCUUGUUUUUCUUAUUCGAUCAGCAAUACAAUUAUUUGCUGAACUUCGUAUGAGUCGAGGUUAUUUCGAUCAUAAUAUAUUUACUCGAAUUGAUGCAUGUAAUCGAACAACAAGUUAUUUUAAAGAAGAUCAAUUACUUGAUUGUAAAUUAUUUACUAUUCUAAUGAAUUAUAUUAAUACAAGUGUUUCACAUUGGUUUGUUUUUUGUGAAGCCUUAUAUUUAUUUCGUCUUCUACGAGCGAAAGCAUAUAAAGAUCGUGUUCGAUGGUAUAUAUUAACUGGUUGGCUAGCUCCACUUAUCUUAACAAUAGUGACAUAUACAACACGUUAUUUGAAAAAAACACAUUUUUACACAUGUUGGUUUGAACCAUCAAGUUUGGAUUGGAUUCUUCAUGGACCAAAUAUUAUAUUACAAAUUUUUAAUCUUAUUAUAUUUAUUUAUAUAUGUGUAUUGCUUGCACGAAAAUUAAAUAAAACUUAUCGAACAGCAGCUUUUUCCGAUCAAAAACGUUUUGCUAAAUAUAGUCGUUUAACACGUUCAACUUUAAUAUUAUUACCUGUAUUUGGUAUUCAUUAUUCUCUAUUUUUAUGGAAUACGAAACCAUAUUUAAUUACAAAUUUAAUUCUUAUUCAUUUGACUGUACAGACAGUAUCAUUAUCAUUUCAAGGUAUCAUUGUUGCAUUAAUUUACACAUUAAUUAAUUCUGAAGUUCAACGUGAAAUGUUUCGAAGUUUAGAUCGUUGUUUAGUAAGAAAUAGUACAGGAUGGCAUAAACCAAAAUUUUUUCGAAAUUAUAUGAAUAGAUUAGAUAAUGAACGUUUAU